Messenger RNA from Pyrus x bretschneideri (Chinese white pear), 912 nucleotides. Its product is annotated as receptor-like protein 6. Lineage: Eukaryota; Viridiplantae; Streptophyta; Magnoliopsida; Rosales; Rosaceae. The record is from RefSeq and is a predicted model, not a curated record. The transcript has 2 exons. Gene Ontology annotation, molecular function: protein binding. The coding region runs from base 1 to 912 and encodes 303 amino acids.
AUGGCUCGGAUUAUUUCUCUUGGGAAGGAGUUCAAUCGAGAACCUGAAUUUGGCUUACAACUUCUUCAACAACACGAGGUUCUGGUUGAGAUUUCACACCUUACGAGGUUGAGUAAUCUGAACUUGUCGAAUGCUGGCUUUGCAGGGCACGUUCCAAUUGAGAUUUCACACCUUAUGAGGUCGGUAACUCUUGAUUUGUCUACCUUCUAUUUUCCCGGAACCCCUUCACUGAAUCUUGAGAAUCCGAAUUUGAAUCUUCUCAUUCGGAACAUUUUUGAGCUUGCCGAACUUUAUCUUGAUGAUGUAAGGAUAUCAGCACAGGGGAGCAAGUGGUGCCAAGCGAUAUCAUCUUCACUCCCAAACUUGAGAGUGUUGAGAUUAUCAACUUGUAAUCUUUCAGGUCUUAUUGAUAGUUCAUUACUGAAGCUUCAAUCGCUUUCAGUUGUUUGGAUAGAGAACAAUUAUGCGUCUACUCAAGUUCCAGAAUUCUUCUCAAAAUUCACAAAUCUGACUUCCUUACUCCUCAGGAAUUCUAGAUUAUAUGGUGCAUUCCCAAAGAAAAUCUUCCAGGUACCUACGCUGCAGACUAUUGAUUUAUCAGGCAAUCAACAGCUUCAGGGUUCCUUACCAGAAUUUCCAAAGAACGCAUCUCUCCAGUCCUUGGUUCUAAGUGGGGUUAACUUUUCAGGGUUACUACCGAACUCUAUUGGCAACCUCAAAAUGUUGUCCAAUAUAGAUAUUUCACGGUGCAAUUUCACUGGAUCAAUCCCAAGGUCGAUAAAAGACCUUCAUCAAUUGGUUUAUUUUGACUUGUCAUUAAACAAGUUCAAUGGUUCAGUUCCAUCCUUCAGUAUGGCCAAAAAUCUGACCCUGAUCAAUCUUUCUAACAAUCAGCUAACGGGGUCAGUUUAA